Molecule: messenger RNA, 987 nt
Organism: Fusarium subglutinans
Lineage: Eukaryota; Fungi; Ascomycota; Sordariomycetes; Hypocreales; Nectriaceae
Exons: 1
Coding region: 1-987 (328 amino acids)
Source: RefSeq, a predicted model, not a curated record
AUGCAUCUUGAUCACAAGAUACCAUGGCACUUGGUUGCUCCCCAUUUCUCCCUCACGCCAGCUGAACAAGAAGGCAACUAUAGCCUAGCUGCGCUGGAUUUGCCCGAGCAGCAAGCGGUGAUCGGCCACUUCAACCGCGUGUUUCUGGCAACUAUCAGAGAAUUCUCUAACACAGAGAACACGAAGAUUGACGGAGUACAAGGAAGUGGAAAGCUGUUUUCCGAUGAUGUCGUGUAUUUCGCUGAACGCCAUUUCGGUCUGGAGCCUCAUGAGGAUAACUCCGCACUGCACAACCCGCUGAAGCCAUCACAUCAGGAUCUGGAGUACUGGAAACGCCGAGCGAAAGAUCCGGACAGCGACGCUGAGCCAUUUUACAGCACCGCUGAUGCCAAUCUCGCCGAUGCAGCCAAGAUGUUGGUCAUUGUAGCUGCUACCGCCGAUGACAAGAGUACUCGGCGUGAGGCUUUAUCCGCGCUCGUCCGUCUUGCCAAGGAGGUACCCUUAUCAAACCUACGAGGUCUUCACUGGGGUCACGCCUUUGGUCUCGAUCUCGUCGCGACCGUGGCGCUGCAAAUGUACAUCUACCUGAACCUCAUUGAAGCUGUUGAGUCUCGGGCAGCACACCGAGUCGCAAUACUAUCUGUUGAACAGUUUCUGUCGUUUCUGAGCAACCACGCCCUUGAGAACUAUGACUUCCCAGCACAGAAUAUUCCGCACCGAGCUUUUUGGUUUUCUUUGGGGGUUACUGAGUCGUGGGUUGCCGGUCGGCGCAAGGGUACUCCUGAAGGGGACAUGAAGGUUGUUGAUCCGUUGGCAGAUGGGUUGGAUGAAGUUCAGGAAAAGGCGAGAGAGGGGCUGAAGAAAUACUUGAAGGAUUGCUUUGCGAUUUUGUAUGUCUAUGAUGUGGUUUUGCGAAAUGCGGUUGGGAUGGAGAGAGCGGAUGAAUAUUGGCAAUAUGAGCUUACAUGGGUGUUUGGGUGGCUAUAA